GAGACGAUCGCGCGCAGACGCGUUACGGCGUGUCUCGACGCCACGGAUAACGACGACGUCUACGUCGGUCGCAUCCGUCAAGACAUCUCCCAGCCCAACAACAAGGGCUUGGAUUUGUUCGUGUGUGGUGACCAAAUCAAGAAGGGCGCCGCCUUAAACGCCGUGCAAUGCGCCGAACUCCUCCUCAAGUAA
This is a messenger RNA of Ostreococcus lucimarinus CCE9901, 192 nucleotides long. RefSeq lists its product with no specific name. NCBI's taxonomy places the organism in Eukaryota, Viridiplantae, Chlorophyta, Mamiellophyceae, Mamiellales, Bathycoccaceae. The record is from RefSeq and is a predicted model, not a curated record. The annotation marks the transcript as partial. The transcript has a single exon.